CGGCGAGCACUCUGUCUGUCUCAGUGGACGAACUCCUCUGCUGCCAGCUGGGAGGUGCUGCUGUCGCUGUCGCCGCUGCUUGUCUCACAGAUCCUUGCUGGCACAUUACUGAAUAUUUUUGUUGAACCUGCUUAAGAAUUCAGAGAAACUGUUGAGUGGCCACUGGAGRAAAGAUCUGAUCUUAUACCUGGCGCAUAUCCUGUUCACAUUAGAACAAUGUCCUACGUUUUUGUAAAUGAUUCUUCUCAAACUAAUGUGCCCUUGCUACAAGCCUGUAUUGAUGGAGACUUUAACUAUUCUAAACGGCUUCUGGAAAGUGGCUUUGACCCAAAUAUCCGUGACAGCAGGGGCAGGACAGGCCUUCACCUUGCAGCAGCCCGAGGGAAUGUAGACAUCUGCCAGCUGUUGCAUAAAUUUGGUGCUGACCUUCUAGCCACAGAUUACCAAGGAAACACAGCUCUUCAUCUCUGUGGCCAUGUGGAUACCAUCCAAUUCUUAGUUUCCAAUGGACUCAAAAUUGAUAUAUGCAAUCAUCAAGGUGCUACUCCUUUAGUUCUGGCAAAGCGCAGGGGAGUGAAUAAAGAUGUCAUCCGAUUGCUGGAAUCUUUGGAAGAACAGGAAGUAAAAGGAUUUAACAGAGGAACCCACUCAAAACUGGAGACCAUGCAGACAGCUGAGAGUGAAAGUGCCAUGGAAAGCCAUUCUCUCCUCAAUCCCAACCUACAGCAAGGUGAAGGAGUCCUUUCCAGCUUUCGAACCACRUGGCAGGAGUUCGUAGAGGAUCUGGGCUUCUGGAGGGUCCUGCUCCUGAUCUUUGUCAUUGCUUUACUGUCUCUUGGCAUUGCCUACUAUGUGAGCGGAGUGCUACCCUUUGUGGAAAACCAGCCUGAACUGGUGCAUUAAAGGAGCUCAAGGAGAUGAGGCAAAUGAUUAUUUCUUGGCUCCC
Urocitellus parryii (Arctic ground squirrel) is the source of this 946-nucleotide messenger RNA. It is a transcript of the gene Ankrd46, whose product is annotated as ankyrin repeat domain 46. Lineage: Eukaryota; Metazoa; Chordata; Mammalia; Rodentia; Sciuridae. Gene Ontology annotation, molecular function: protein binding. The record is from RefSeq and is a predicted model, not a curated record.